AUGCAGACCUUUGCGCAGACCUUCCUCCUGGCCUCGGCCGCCAUCCUCUCUUUCACCUCGGCCGCGCCAGUCGAGGGCCCUGAGACCAAGGACUUCACUGUCAAGCAGGUCCGCAACCCUCACUACGUCCGCAACGGUGCUGCUGCUCUGGCCAAGGCCUACCGCAAGUACGGUGCUCCCCUUCCCGAGUACCUCACCCAGGCCCUCAACCACACCACCACCAAGCGUGCCACCACCGGCAGCGCGGUCACCACGCCCGAGGAGUACGAUGUCGAGUACCUCACUCCCGUCAGCAUCGGUACCCCCGCCCAGACGCUGAACUUGGAUUUCGAUACUGGGUCCUCGGAUCUGUGGGUCUUCAGCACCGGGUUGGCCUCUUCCUACCAGACCGGCCACAGCGUGUACAACCCUUCCAAGAGCACCACCUCUAAGCUGCUGUCUGGCUACUCCUGGGAUAUCUCCUACGGUGAUGGCAGUGGAGCCUCCGGUACCGUAUACACUGACGUCGUCAACAUCGGAGGUGUCUCCUACUCCGCCCAGGCUGUUGAGGCCGCAACCACGAUCUCCACCGAGUUCACCCAGGACACCAACAACGACGGUCUCGUUGGUCUGGCCUUCAGCACCAUCAACACUGUCUCGCCCAAAUCCCAGAAGACCUUCUUCGACAACGUCAAGUCCUCGCUCAGCUCCCCGCUGUUCACUGCUGACUUGAAGCACAACACUGCUGGUACUUACGACUUCGGCUACGUUGACAGCACCAAGUACACCGGCUCCAUUGCCUACACUUCUGUCACCUCCUCGCAGGGUUUCUGGCAGUUCUCUGCCUCCAGCUACAAGGUCGGCACCACCACCUACAGCACCGCCGUUAGCGGUAUUGCCGACACUGGCACGACCCUGCUCCUGCUGCCCGCCACCGUUGUCAAGAACUACUACGCCAAGGUCACUGGCUCCAGCAACUCCAACACCUACGGUGGUUACGUCUUCCCCUGCACUGCUACCCUGCCCACCUUCACCUACACCGUCGGCUCAGUCAGCAUCGUCAUCCCCGCCACCUACCUCAACUACGCCCCCGUCGAGGAUGGCUCUUCCACCUGCUACGGUGGUCUCCAGUCCUCCGCCGGCAUCGGUAUCAACAUCUACGGUGACAUCGCCCUGAAGGCUGCCUACGUUGUCUUCAACGGUGCCACCACCCCCACCCUUGGCUUCGCCACCAAGACUUUGUAA
Truncatella angustata is the source of this 1224-nucleotide messenger RNA. Its product is annotated as aspartic peptidase domain-containing protein. Bases 1 to 1224 code for a protein of 407 amino acids. Lineage: Eukaryota; Fungi; Ascomycota; Sordariomycetes; Amphisphaeriales; Sporocadaceae. Gene Ontology annotation, biological process: proteolysis. Gene Ontology annotation, molecular function: aspartic-type endopeptidase activity. The record is from RefSeq and is a predicted model, not a curated record. The transcript has 2 exons.